AAGAAAGAUCAAACAACACGCAGAUACCCGGAUCAGAACCCCACAGCCUUCAGCACCUGUUAUCUCACACACACACACACACACACCUGUAAUCCUGUGACUGUCAGCCCCAGGUCAUCAACAGCGUGUUUUUGCUGUUUCUGAAGAGUCAGAGCUCAAUAAACGCUCCCACCAUGGCAGUGAAGGCUCAGGUACUGUAUGACUUCACUGCUGAACCAGGGAACAAUGAACUGAGUGUUCAGGAGGGAGAAAUGCUCACCGUCAUGAAUCAGGCUGUAGGUGGAGGCUGGGUAGAAGCUCAGAACUCUAAAGGACAGACGGGUUUGGUACCUGAAGAUUAUAUACAGCAAAUAAAUAAUAGUGAAGCCUCGGGAACGCAACAGCCAGCACAAGCCUAUCAGGGUUCCAUAGAUUACUAUGAUGAUGAUGGUGAAUGGGACGAGGAGUCGGAUGAUAGUAAAUCACCCAGCGGCUACAGCUGGUCACAGAGUGAUGGAGGAGGCGGGGCAGUGCAGCAAGGUGCUGCUGCCCAUCAUCCCAGGAAGAUUUCUCUUAAUAAAUUUCCAGGCUUAUCAAAGACACCAAAUCCUGAGGUGUACUUGCUAAAAAACUAUAUGUGUGCAGAAAAUGACAGACUGCCAAUAUACAUGGGAGAGGUGGGUCCGGUUUGGCUGUAUCCUCAAACUCAGCUAGACUGUGUGGUGGCUCAUCCGAAGAAAGGAACAAAAAUGUACGGCUUGAAGAGUUAUAUCGAAUAUCAGAUCGCACCUAAUACUACACACAAAUCUGUCAAUCACAGAUACAAACACUUUGAUUGGCUGUAUGAGAGACUACUGGAAAAGUUUGGCUGUGCCAUCCCUAUCCCAUCUCUCCCAGAUAAACAAGUUACAGGUCGGUUUGAAGAUGAGUUUAUUAAAAUGCGAAUGGAGCGCCUGCAGGGCUGGAUGUCCCGUAUGUGCAGACACCCUGUCGUCUCAAACAGUGAAGUUUUUCAACUGUUCCUCACUUACAAAGACGAGAAGGACUGGAAAGAAGGCAAACGCAAAGCAGAGAAAGAUGAGCGCGUGGGAGUGAUGGUCUUCUCCACGAUGGAUCCUGAAAUGCGAGAACUAGAUCCUACAGAAGUAGAGAAGAAGUGUGAAACAUUCAGCCAUUUCAGCAGAUCCAUGGAUGAUGGGGUUAAAGAUCUUCUUGCUGUGGGCCAUCUUCACUGGAAGAGAUGUGCAGGACCAUUACAGAAAGAAUAUCAGAGAAUUGGAAAAGCAUUUCAGAGCCUGUCCUCAGUUUUCAACACCAGCGCAUACCAGGGGGAGGCAACUCUUACUGAUGCUCUAACUGCAACAGGAAAGACAUAUGAGGAAAUAGCAGAGAUAGUGGCUGGACAGCCCAAAAAAGACCUGCAUUUCCUGCUGGAAACAAACAAUGAAUACAAAGGACUACUUGGCUGUUUCCCAGACCUGAUUGGAGUCCACAGGGCUGCUAUUGAGAAGGUUAAGGAAGCAGACCGUCUCGUGGCCAUGAAUAAGAUUGGACCCCAAGACAAGCAGACUAUGCAGAAGAAUCUGAGUACAAUGUCGUACGCAUUGCAAGCGGAGAUGAACCACUUCCAUAGCAACCGUAUCUAUGACUACAACAGAGUCAUGCAGCUCUAUCUGCAGGAGCAGGUGCAGUUCUACGAGACCGUAAGUAAAGUUGAAGAUAAACUUCAGAAGGCACUUCAACAUUUUAAGUCGGAUCAGUGCAUUUUUUUGCGUGCAAUAAAGGAAUUAUGCAACUGAGGAAUAUUUGGGCACUGCUUUCUGACAACUUCUCAAACCUAAAUCAGCUUGUUAGAGCUUUGCUUUUUGGUCAUCUACGGCCAAUGUAAAGAAUGUAAUUUGGAACAUAAUAGAUCAUUAAAGUCAUGUACAUUUAAUUAAACUGGGUUGAGUUCCAAAUACAGCAGGUUUAAGUAAAAAUCUCCCCAGGUUUCAAAGAGAGUCCCUAAAAAUAUGCACCUAAAUUACAAAGAAUCUCAGUCUAUUUAGUUUAUAUUUUAUAUUUUUAAGUUAAUUGUUGCACACUCCACACAAACAUUUUUCAUUUAGAUUAAAUUAACUUCAGUUUAUAAGAGAAUGUGUUCACUGGUAAGUCGGAGGUGACCAUGACCCAAAGGAUUUGGCCCAUGGUGACCAUGACCCACAGAGGUCGGUCCAUGGUGAUGAUGGCCCUUAGGAGUCAGCCCGUGGUGAUCAUGAGCUCUGGACAAUUGGCCUGUGGUGAUCAUGGCCCACGGGAGUCGGCCCGUGGUGAUCAAAACCCACAACAGUAGGCCUGUGGUGAUCAUGACCCAAGGACAGACGGAUUUCGGCACAACCUCUUCUUUUUCUUCUUCUAUUGUUUAUUGAGUGAUGAUAGCCAAACCUAACUUCCUGUAAUUGGUCUGAAUAAAGUCAAAACCGUCCAAUUAAGUGUUUCACACUAUAAACCAACCGGACCACAGAUCAGCUGAUCCGGACGGAGACCAACUCUGUUAAUCGGCAGCACUACAGGAUUAAUGCUGUAUUAAUAUUGGUUAUGUGAAUUGAGCAAAGGAUGUGAAGUGACUGAUGGUUUUAUGUCUGAUUAGAUUGCAGGGAAGCUGAAGCAUGCCCUCAGUCAGUACACAACUCUGUGAGGACAUCCCCACCACCACCUCCUCAAGCAAGCCACACCCACAGCCCUCUCCACCAAUCAGAUCAGCUCACUGUACCUUUUGCUGCAAAUAAGUAUAUAGUGACUGAUAUACAGCUCUGGAAAACAUUAAGAGACCACUUCAAAAUGAUCAGUUUCUGAGUUUAUUAUUUAUUUAUUAUUAUGUAAACAUUUGAGUAAAAUUAACAUAAUAAUAUAAUUUUAAGGAUAGGUUCAUUUUAACAGUGAGAGAGCAAAUAUAAAAUCCAGAAAAUCAUAUAGUAUAUAUUCUAUAAAUUUAUUUGCAUUUUGCAGAGAGAAAAAACCCUUGAUGGCAGGCACAGCAGUCAGACGUUUUUUUAAAGUUGAUGUUGUAUGUUUUGGGUCAUUGUUGGCUGGAAGACCCAGCCACAGCUCAUUUUUAAUGAGGAAAGGAGGUUGUCACUCAGGAGUUUAUGAUGUCUCCAUCCAUUUUAGGAUGUCUCCAUCCAUUCUCACAUUGAUGCGGUGAAGUAAUCCUGUGCCCUUAGCAGAGAAACACCCGCAAUACAUAAUGUUCCCUCCUCCAUGCUUGACAGAGGGGACUGUGUUCUUUGGGUCAUAUUCAGCAUUUUCUCAAUUUUUGUCUCAUCUGACAACAGCACCUUCUCUUAGUCACUCUCAGAAUCAUCCAGGUGUUCAUUGGCAAACUUCAGGUGGGCCUGCACAUGUGCCUUCUUGAGCAGGGGGACUUUGCAAGCACUGCAGUGUUUUAAUCCAUUACAGUGUAAUGUGUUACAAAUGGUUUUCUUGGUAACUGUGGUUCCAGCUGCCUUGAGAUCAUUAAUAAGUAAGAUUUUGUAUGGAGCCCCAGAUUGAUGUUGAUUGACAGUCAUUUUGUAAAACAGUUGUCUCCUUCUUACCCAGCGUUAAGUAUGGUUUUGUAGCCCAUUCCAGCCUUGUGCAGGUCUAUGAUCUUUUCGCUGACAUCCUUAGAAAGCUCUUUGAUCUUGCCAAUGUUGUAGAGGUUAGAGUCUGACUGAUUCAUUGAGUCUUUUAUAUAGGUUACAAUUUAAGUCAGCUGUCUUUAAUGUAGGGAACAAGUUGAUUAUGAGCGUCUAACUGUAGAAGCCAGAACUCUUAAUGGUUGGUAUGGGACAAAAAUCUCUCUCUGCAAAAUGCAAAUAAAUGUAUAUAAUUUAUAAAAUGUGUUUUUGGGGUUUUAUUUUUUAUGUUGUGUCUCUCACUGUUUAAAUGAACUUACUCUUAAAAUUAUAGACUGUUCAUGUCUUUCUCAGUGCACAGAACUUUAAAAAUCAGCAAGGGACCAAAUAAUUAUUUCCUUCACUGUACCAACUGGGGUUAUUCUACCAAAUAUUGAACUCUAAAACGUUAGUAUUGUUGUUUCUAAAUGAAUAGUUAUUUAAUUAUGUAUGCAUUAUUUGCACUCAUUUUGAAAGCUAAUUUGACCACUUUUUGCAAAUAAAUUCUAUAUAUUAAAUUGUAAAUAAAUUGGAAUUUGGGAGAAAUGUUGUCAGUAAUUUGUAGAAUAAGUACCAGUCUUCAUUACACUAAAACAUUUACCUAUAAAUUGUACAAUCAGAAAUACUGAUCAUGUAGAUCAUGUAUAUGUUCAUUUAUUUCAUUUAAUUGUUUGGGAUUUUAUGAAGAAGGGAAACAUUGUGUGUACAGAUUAUGAUAAAAAGGGUUUAUGAUAGCAAAGAUUCAUUUCAUUUAUUUUAGCUUUAAUAAGACUGUUGGACUAUAGCCUAUUAAUAUAGGGAACAUAGUUGCUUUCAGAUGUUUGUGCACAAACAUUCAAACUGAUGUCUAUUUUUUUAUUUACCUGUUCUGAUUUUUUUUGCAUGUGUUCACUACAUUGAUAAAGACGAAUCUUCGGCAUUUAUUCCUGUUUCUUCCUUUGAUUUAUUUUUUUAACUGUUCUAUGACUGAUUACAUUUAAUAACGGUUAUUUUAAACUUUUUAAAUGCAGUUUAUUUACUGCACAUUUUCUACUUGCUUUGUAAUAAAAUAAAGUGUAUUUACUGUACAUUAUAACUGUAUAAUAAAAGUAUGAUAUUAGGAUAUUGAAUUAAA
Messenger RNA from Astyanax mexicanus (Mexican tetra), 4728 nucleotides. RefSeq names its product sorting nexin 9a (gene snx9a). Lineage: Eukaryota; Metazoa; Chordata; Actinopteri; Characiformes; Acestrorhamphidae. The transcript has 17 exons. Gene Ontology annotation, molecular function: phosphatidylinositol binding; protein binding. Gene Ontology annotation, cellular component: cytoplasmic vesicle; plasma membrane. Gene Ontology annotation, biological process: cleavage furrow formation; endosomal transport; protein transport. The record is from RefSeq and is a predicted model, not a curated record. The coding region runs from base 174 to 1778 and encodes 534 amino acids.